AUGGAUAAACAAUCAUCCGAAAUCGAUUGGUCUCAAAUAUCUAAACCAUUAUCAUCAGCAUUAUUCGAUAAAUAUACUCAUCAAUCUAUUCUUUCACCUUUAAGCAGUUUAAAUAUCGACGAAAACACAUGGAAUGAAUGUCGUUCAUUUGCAUUAGAAUUUGCUAAGAAAGGUUUUAGUGAUCCUUUAGCAAUCUUAUAUACAUCAUUUAAACGUUUUUAUCCAAAUUGUCCAUCAAUACGUUCAUUUUCUCGUUGGUUAACAUUAUAUGAAACUGAUAAUAAUGAUUUUAAAGAUUAUUUUAAACAAUAUUCAAUUCAUUCAUUAAAUUUUCAAUCACUUGAUGAAAUUUUACGUUUAGUAAAAACUCUUCAGAUUAAUAAUGAUAUUUGUCAAUCAUAUGAACAUUUUAAUCAACUAUGGUUUUUAUUUCCAAUAUCAAUACGUGUACCAAUAAAUGAUUAUACAAUUGUAGCAGAUACACUUAUUAUAAAUGAUGGUGUUACUCGUUUGGCAGGUAAACAAAAGAAAAGUUCAUUAUCAUCACGUAUACAUUGUUUAUUUGCUUUAACACCAAGUGGAAAAUUUUCUAAUCAAUUAAUAGUAUUUAAACAAGGAAAAAGUUUAAAUAUGAAUUUUACAUCAUCAACAUUUACACGUAUUAUACAAACAACAACAGGAAAUAUAACGUAUGAUUAUAUACAACAGUGGUUUGAAGAUUUUAUUUCAUUAUCUUAUGGAAAAAAUAAUAGCGCAAUUCUUAUUGAUCCUCGAACAACUUUAUUAAUACCUGAAAUUAAUUCAUUAUGUCAAAAAUCGAAUGUUGAAUUGAUAACAACGGAUUUAAAUUAUUAUUUAAUUCGUAUAUUAUCACCAAUUUUUUCAUUAUUUGAUAAACAAUGUUCAGAAGCAAAUCGUUUAAAUAAAAUGUAUUUAAAACCAGCAAGUGAUUUAAAACGAAUUAUUUCUUUAUUUUGGUGUACAUUACGAACAUUAAAACAGAAUGAACAAAUAUGUCAAAUUUUUAAAGAAACUCCUUUGUGGAGAAAUGAUGAUGAAUUAUAUUUACAAUCUUUAAGAUCAGCAAUACCAUUACCAUCACCAAAGAAAAUAAAAAAGAAGAAAUUACUUGUUAAACAAGGUAGUAAAGUAAAACUAUCGACAUCCACAUCAACAAUGAUGAAUGAUCCACCUAAUGAAUCAACUCCGGAACAAAUAUUAUCCUAUGUAAUACAAAGACAAAUAUCGAUUUCACGUGCCAGUAAACAUUUAGGUGGUAUGAAAUUAGAUUAUUUAAAAUACUGCCUUUCAUAUAAAUCCAAUUCAUUAAUGACUGGUCCACAUCUUGUUCAAUUAAAUAGAUUUAUGCAAUCACAAACAACCGUCGAAUGGCUACGUCAUUUACGUUCAUUAUACUAUUGGCCUUGUGCUAAACAAUUAUUUUUAAGAGAAAUUUAUCAAUUAACUGGUAUAAUAGCACGUAAACGUUCAAUGAAUAUGUGUGGAAAUGGAAAUAUGGGUUCAAUAAAAAGUUGUGAUUUACAAUCACCAGGCAUUUUUUGGAGAGCUUUUGAAGAUAUUCAUCAAAUUCAUUUUGAUAAUGAAUCGAUUAUUGAUGAUGAUCAAUGGCAUGAUGAUUUUCAACAAUAUCUUAUUGAUAACAAACUUAAUAAUGAAAAAACACAAUUAUGGACAAUGGAUACAUUUGAAUUUCCGUUAACAAAAAAAUCAACUGUACUUCAAUUACCUGAAUGGAAUGAAUUACGUCCAAUGAAUUUAACACCGAAAGUAACUGUACUCUAUGCUUUUUCUAACACUGGUCAAUCAACAGAACCAUAUUUUAUUUUUCCGACUUCACUUCAAGAUAGUACAAUAUCUGAUGAAAAAGAUUCAUAUAAUGAAUUAGGUCAUUUAACACCUCAGAUAUUUCAGAAAUGGAUUGAAAAUAAUUUUAAUCAAAAUAUUAAUUUCAAUCAAUCUUCAAUUGUUCUUAUUUUUUGUUCACGUUUACCUCUUCUAUCACCUGAUAUACUUUCUUUACUUAAAAAUUCUCAUAUCUAUCCAUAUGGUUAUCCAUAUACACGUACAUUAUCAUUUCGAUAUUUAUUCGAACGACGUGUUCGAAAUAAUCGUUCAACAAAUUUAAUGAGUGAAUUAUGGAAAAAGAAAUUAUUAGAAGAACAACGUACGCAUGUAUUAAAAGGUUUACAUUGUACAGUUAAAAAAAUAAAAUAUUAUUUUGAACAAAUAUGGUUACAAAUAAUUAAUGAAAAUCGAGAUGAUGAUGAUGAAAAUAAAACAUUUGAAGAUAAAUGUCUAGAAGCAUUUCAACAAGCAAAUAUUCAAAUAAAAUUAAAUACAAAAAAGAAAAAUACAAUUAAAUUAACACCGAAAAAAUCUUCAAAGAAAACGAAUCAAUCAGAUGACAACUUAGAAACAACAAAUAAAGAAGAAAUGGUUGAUCAACUUAAUCAUUUAAUAACAGUAAUAAGUCAUUUUAAGGAACAUAUUACAUCAACGAAUUCAUCACAAAUUCUUAAAAUGAAUAAUCAUAUAGAACAAACUACCGAUUGUCAACAGUCCGUUAGCUCAAAUGAAAUAACAGAUAAUAUGGAGAAUGGUCAUCAUCCAUCUACAUCAUCAGAAUCACUUCCAAAUUAUAACCUUAGUCUACCAUCCACAAGUGAUAAACGUACAAUUGAUGAAAAUGAUGGACCCCAAGCAACUAAACGUUUACGUUCAUCUAGUUCUCACGCAAGUAAUAAUUGUAAUUCAACAACAAUUAUUAAAUGGAUUCCACCAUCGAAUCAACUUAUUACACAUUUACAAUCUCAAUCAUCAUCAUUAUUUCAGUUUAUCUUAGCACUUAUUCAAACAAUAAUUUCUUCAGCCGAUAAUCAACUUACAGAUGAACAUUCACGUUGGUUAUAUUCAACGCUUGAUUUAUAUGAUCAUAACUAUAAUAAUGAAAAAAUCAACAUUCUUAUUGAAACAGCAUGUAAAGUAGCAAAAAUAAAUUUUGUCAGAUAA
Messenger RNA from Adineta steineri, 3030 nucleotides. NCBI's taxonomy places the organism in Eukaryota, Metazoa, Rotifera, Eurotatoria, Adinetida, Adinetidae. The record is from the annotation of a GenBank genome assembly.